Pyricularia pennisetigena is the source of this 267-nucleotide messenger RNA. RefSeq lists its product as uncharacterized. The annotation marks the transcript as partial. The record is from RefSeq and is a predicted model, not a curated record. The transcript is spliced from 2 exons. NCBI's taxonomy places the organism in Eukaryota, Fungi, Ascomycota, Sordariomycetes, Magnaporthales, Pyriculariaceae.
GAAAAGAAGAUUGCCGAGUCUCACGAAGACAAAGAAUCAGGCGACGAAAAUACAGGGCUCAGGGGAGAUCAACCAGCAGCUAAAUGGCUCUUAGUCAACAGUCAACAUGUUACCCAUCGCCUGUUCUAUAGCCACGGAUUUGAUCAUAGGAACUGGCACCAGCUCAUCCCGAGGCAGCCCGGCCAGUCUCUUAAUCGCCUUCAUCGCACCAGUUCUCGCACCUACUUUGUCAUGACCGCCCUCGGCGAGAUGGCCGCCUUUCUGUAA